AUGAAUGACAGCAAUAACAUUAAAGAAGAAAUUAACAUAACAGAACAAACUCCUAACAAGAAUUUUCUUAAACAAAUUGUAGAAACAAAUUUAUCAGAAGAGCAACGCCAAAAAUUAGGCAACUUAAAAAAAGACGAAAAAAAACCGAAUGAAAUACAAGAGGAAAUUAAUAAAUUAGAAGAAAAACAAAAGCAAACCGAGCAAGAAUUAAACAAUUGA
Messenger RNA from Entrophospora sp. SA101, 219 nucleotides. The record is from the annotation of a GenBank genome assembly. NCBI's taxonomy places the organism in Eukaryota, Fungi, Glomeromycota, Glomeromycetes, Entrophosporales, Entrophosporaceae.